Molecule: messenger RNA, 1438 nt
Organism: Nicotiana attenuata
Lineage: Eukaryota; Viridiplantae; Streptophyta; Magnoliopsida; Solanales; Solanaceae
Product: thioredoxin domain-containing protein 9 homolog
Exons: 5
Coding region: 593-1225 (210 amino acids)
Biological process (GO): microtubule cytoskeleton organization
Cellular component (GO): cytoplasm
Source: RefSeq, a predicted model, not a curated record
CACCUUACCUAACCCUAGAGGAGAGCUUCCCCCAUACACAAAAAACCUAGCAGCCGCCGACCCCUCCCCUCUCACCCACCUGGCCGCCGGAAAAAGAGAACCAGACUGGACCUCUCUUUUUGCUCUCAUUUCACUCCUCUCGCUGAUCUCUCUCUAAAAUCCCUCACAUAAUCCUUCCUUUCUCCUUCCUCUCUAAUACCAUCGACAAACACAUCUAUGAAGAAAUAGCUGAAAUUUCAGAUAUAGAGCACCAGAUAUGAAACAAAAGCUGAGAAAAAUCCAAAAAUGAAGAUCUGAAAAAUCACUUUAAAAAAAAAAAAAAAAGAGAACUGGAAUUUCGAAUCAGAUUUGGAGAAGAAAUUGUUUGCUAAAUUUUCAAAGUUCAGAUUCCUCUUCCCUGGAUCUAAGGGGCUGUUGAAGCUCGAAUUCGUGGUUGUUUGUUGCUCGUUUGUUGCUGCUCUGUACUGAAAACUGUUCCUAUUCUUUGUUUGCUUAGGAGAGUUGGACAAAUAUCUUUCUCUCUCACAAAGGUGAACAAACAAUUCAAAUCGAAAUUCCACAAAAAUUUCGAUACAUUUCCAAUCUUCAAGCGAUGGAUAGAUCCAUGGUGCAAGAGAUAGUGGAGAAGCAAGUGCUGACGGUAGCAAAGGCGGUAGAGGAGAAGCUGGACGACGAAUUACAUGCUCUAGAGCGACUAGAUCUUGAUGAUUUGGAGGUAUUGAGAGAACGGAGGUUGAAGCAGAUGAAGAAAGUGGCGGAGAAACGGAGCCGUUGGAUUUCUCUUGGACACGGUGAAUACUCUGAGAUCCCUACUGAGAAGGAAUUUUUCUCUGUUGUUAAGGCUAGUGACCGCGUUGUUUGCCAUUUCUACCGUGACAAUUGGCCUUGCAAGGUGAUGGACAAGCAUUUGAGCAUACUGGCAAAACAGCAUAUAGAGACACGUUUUGUGAAAAUCCAUGCUGAGAAAAGUCCAUACUUAGCUGAGAAGCUCAGAAUUGUUGUUCUUCCCACCCUUGCCCUCGUAAAGCAUGCUAAAGUGGAGGAUUACGUGGUUGGAUUCGACGAGCUUGGUCACACAGAUGAGUUUAGCACAGAGGAACUGGAAGAGAGGUUAGCUAAAGCUGAAGUUAUCAUUUUUGAGGGUGAAUCAUCGAAGCUUAAAUCCAAAGCUCCAUCUAAGAGUGUCAGGCAGAGUGCAAAUCCUGACUCGUCUGAUUCAGAGUAAACUUAGACUGGAGACUUAUCUGUCCAUUGUACUACUACCAUAUAGUCAGUUUUGAAGACUUAUGUAUUGAGGAAGUGGGAAUGCAUAUGUUUUGUCAUUUGUGUCUCCUGAAGUAUCCUUCAGCAAAUUAGACGAAAAAUUAACUUUGAGAGUUCCUGUAAAUGUAAAACCUUUGGUUUUAUCUUGGUGGAAUGGAGAUUACAAUUCAGAUAA